AUUGCAGAUCCAUCCAAGGUGACCCCCUCGUUUCUUUUGUCGCAACAAGGAGCCCACGAUGCCUUCCACAUACAAAAGAGAUAAGCCGUGGGAUACGGACGAUAUUGACAAAUGGAAGGUCGAAGCGUUCAACGCCGAGGACAAUGUCGCCGGUAGUUUCGCGGAGGAGUCCUCCUUUGCGACUCUCUUCCCCAAGUAUCGCGAACAAUAUUUGAAGGAGGCCUGGCCGCUCGUGACGAGAUCGCUGGAGAAGUAUGGCAUCGCCUGUACCCUCGAUUUGGUCGAGGGUAGCAUGACGGUCAAGACGACGCGGAAGACGUUCGAUCCCGCUGCCAUCCUUAAGGCGCGCGACCUGAUUAAGCUCUUGUCGAGAAGUGUGCCGGUACAACAGGCUCUGAAAAUCCUCGACGACGAAGUCGCAUGCGACGUGAUCAAGAUCCGCAACCAAGUCCGCAACAAGGAGCGCUUCGUCAAGCGCCGCCAACGUAUCCUCGGACCCGGCGGCUCCACCCUCAAGGCCCUCGAGCUUCUCACCAACACCUACAUCCUGGUGCAAGGAAACACGGUCGCUGCGAUGGGACCCUACAAGGGGCUGAAAGAAGUGCGUAAGGUUAUUAAUGACUGCAUGGCCAACAUCCACCCGAUCUACCACAUCAAGGAGCUCAUGAUCAAGCGUGAGCUGGCCAAGGACCCCUCUCUGGCGGAAGAAUCGUGGGACCGGUUCCUGCCCAACUUCAAGAAGCGCACUCUGUCGAAGCGUCGCACGCCGUUCAAGAUCACGGACAAGACCAAGAAGGUGUACACGCCCUUCCCGCCGGCGCCGGAGAAGAGCAAGGUGGAUCUGCAGAUCGAGUCCGGCGAGUACUUCCUGUCCAAGGAGGCCAAGGACCGGGCGCAGAAGGAGGAGAUCAUGGAGAGACAGCGGGUGAAGCGGGAGGAGAAGAUGAAGGAGCGCGAGAAAGCGUUUGUGCCGCCCGAGGAGCUCGAGGCGGCCGAGAAGGCCAAGAAGGACAAGAAGGACAAGAAGGAGAAGAAAAAGCGGAAGCGCGACUCCGAGGCGGCCGACCUGGAGGCGGACGUCGAUGCUUCGGACCGGAAGGAGAAGAAGAAGAAGAAGAAGAGCAAGUCGAAGGAGGAGACGUCGGAUGCGGAGGCUUGAUCUUGUCGUCGUUGUCUCUUUGGUUUCGCUCGGUGGUUCUUCUUUUCUUUCUUGUCAAGGGAUUCCCCCUUCGUGUGGGACUUUCGUAAUAUGGCGCUUAGGCAUAGCAUGGGCUGGAGUUAUUAUAUGUUUCUUGAACCCCUUCAUCUCUUGUACUCCAGGAGGGGAAGGAACAAAAAGCCUGUAUUGAAAGGGAUUGCUAUUUAGAUUUUACCUGUGUUUUACCUGUGUUUGCUGGUAAUGCUGCG
This is a messenger RNA of Aspergillus homomorphus CBS 101889, 1407 nucleotides long. Its product is annotated as KRR1 small subunit processome component. The coding region runs from base 59 to 1159 and encodes 366 amino acids. NCBI's taxonomy places the organism in Eukaryota, Fungi, Ascomycota, Eurotiomycetes, Eurotiales, Aspergillaceae. The transcript has 3 exons. Gene Ontology annotation, cellular component: nucleolus; small-subunit processome. Gene Ontology annotation, molecular function: RNA binding. The record is from RefSeq and is a predicted model, not a curated record.